UUUCAUCUUGCCUCCAUCACCGACGCCAUGCAACGAGAGAGCAGUGCGACGCCGCUGGAGCCGAACCUGAACAGAAACGUCAACUGGAUGGACUCUCCUGGGUUCAUGGGGUUCUAUGUGAUCACCCUGUUCAUCAUCUACAUCGUUGUGCAUACGAUCGUACCUGUGGACUGGGCGUGGACAAGCGUCAACAUUGUGCACGGGUUUUUCUCCUUCUUGACCAUGCAUUGGAUCAAAGGGUCCCCAGACGAAGACCCGUCUAGUCUCGGCGGCCAGUACCGGGAGCUGACAUUUUACGAGCAAAUCGACGACGGGCGACCGUGGACAUGGAUAAAGAAGUUCCUGAUCGUGGUCCCGACACUCUUGUUGUUGUGGGCGAGUGUCAACUCCAACUACGACACCACCCAGUUGCUGAUCAAUGUGCCGGUGUGGAUAGUGCUAAUCUUGGCGAAGCUUCCCGAGCUGCAUGGCGUCCGCUUGUUUGGCAUCAACCGCACCGUGGGCAUCGACGACGACGCCAAGCUCCAUUUUGCUCAAUCCAACAAACGCCGCGAUUAAGUUUGAGAACGCGAUGGAUUCAUUUGAAUCUCAUUUGAAAUAAAAUAUCCUUCUCAUUCAACCGAGGGGUUAAGCAAGAACCUUCUUCUACAUAUAAAAGGCAAUGCAAUUGACCCGUGCACA
Messenger RNA from Aphanomyces astaci, 681 nucleotides. RefSeq lists its product as hypothetical. The transcript has a single exon. NCBI's taxonomy places the organism in Eukaryota, Oomycota, Saprolegniomycetes, Saprolegniales, Verrucalvaceae. Gene Ontology annotation, biological process: negative regulation of ceramide biosynthetic process; intracellular sphingolipid homeostasis; ceramide metabolic process. The coding region runs from base 28 to 558 and encodes 176 amino acids. Gene Ontology annotation, cellular component: endoplasmic reticulum membrane. The record is from RefSeq and is a predicted model, not a curated record.